Cetraspora pellucida is the source of this 215-nucleotide messenger RNA. NCBI's taxonomy places the organism in Eukaryota, Fungi, Glomeromycota, Glomeromycetes, Diversisporales, Gigasporaceae. The record is from the annotation of a GenBank genome assembly.
UGAACCCUAAUCAGCAAGAACAAAAUAAUACUAAAGAUGACACAUAUAUGGCCUUGAAAGAAACUAAUUCUAACCAUCAGCAAAACCUUCAACUUCCAAUACUAGCAAAAUUAGCUACAACAAAUGACAGCUCAGAUGAACAAAUGCAAGCAAUAACUCAAGAUCUUAUACCAGAUACAGAAAUGCUACUAAGAGAUGAACUUUCACAUUCCUAA